UCACAACAUUAGUUACUAUUACAGAGUAAUAGGAGAUAACUUAUAUAAAGCAGCUUGUAGAAACAACAGUUCAAACAAUACACUAAAAAUGAAGGUUCUGUUUGUAGUUACUCUGGUGACAUGCAUCUACGCAUUAGAAGAGGGUCGCGUGAGAGGUUUUGGUUCUGACUCUUUUGAUGAAAUCACUUCUGAAGUUGAGAAAGCUAGACUGAACUUACCAGACCCUUUCGUCAUAGAUGAACUGAGCUACGUAUUGCCUGCCAAUCAACUAGGUCGCAUCUUUUCGGGGAACAUUGGCAUCAAGAACCUUGUCCUAGCCGGUAUGAAGGGCUUUAAAUUCAAGGCUUCAACCUUCCCUCCGCUUAUCGAUUUCCACUUGCCCCAUGCAAAGCUUGAUGUAGAUUAUAACUUGGAUUUGGCAGCAUUCGGCGUAGCAUCAUUAAAGGUCAAUGGAAAUGGACACUUUUCCAUCGAACUUUUUGAUGUGGACCUGAAAGUUGAUAUUAAUCCAACCAUCUUCCAAGGUCCCAAAGAGAGUCUUAAAGACAUCAAGGUUGGCUUGAAAAACGCUAAAGUCUCUUUGACUGGUCUACUGAACGAUGAAGAACUCAGCAAAGCAAUUACAAAAUGGGCGAACGAGAACAUCAUGAAGAUCUUCAAGCAACAAGUGAAGAAUAUUGUUAUUUUGAUAAAGGACUUCCUCAAUGCCGUUUUACCACACUACUUCAAACUCAUGAAUAACAGUUAAAAAUGCACAAUGAGUAUCACAGGUUUAGGAUUUUCUCCUGAUAUCGAUACAGGGUUACCAUUAAUUCUAUGUUGAAUCGUCAUGCUAGGAAAUAAAGGUUAUUUUAUUCACCUGUAUGUAAUUUUCAUGGCAGAAAUAUUGUUACUUGUCGUUCAAAUAACACACGAAUAUACAUUUUUUAUACUACAUAU
Messenger RNA from Acanthoscelides obtectus, 939 nucleotides. Lineage: Eukaryota; Metazoa; Arthropoda; Insecta; Coleoptera; Chrysomelidae. The record is from the annotation of a GenBank genome assembly.